Messenger RNA from Pelobates fuscus (common spadefoot toad), 2687 nucleotides. RefSeq names its product cytoplasmic polyadenylation element binding protein 3 (gene CPEB3). Gene Ontology annotation, biological process: negative regulation of cytoplasmic translation. Bases 163 to 2076 code for a protein of 637 amino acids. Gene Ontology annotation, molecular function: ribosome binding; mRNA 3'-UTR binding; mRNA regulatory element binding translation repressor activity. Gene Ontology annotation, cellular component: synapse; nucleus; neuron projection. The transcript has 11 exons. The record is from RefSeq and is a predicted model, not a curated record. NCBI's taxonomy places the organism in Eukaryota, Metazoa, Chordata, Amphibia, Anura, Pelobatidae.
AGCAGGGCCUGGUCACCUUGCUGAAGGACGCUGCUCUCUGUAUUGGGAGGAUGGGAGGUGCCUGCCUAUAACAGGAACCAGAAUCAGGCUCGGAGUGCAGGCUCAGCUCACAGUUCCGGUACGGGAGCAAAGAGACGUGGCGGCUGGCAGUCUGUGCAAACCAUGCAGGAUGAUUUACUGAUGGACAAAAGCAAAGCUCAUCAGAGACAGCAGCAACAGCAGCAACAGCAACAUCCAGCCCCACCAUCCUCCUCCUCCCAAAGUCAGCAGGAAGCCAGCACAGAAGCCCCCUGUACUGCAGAGCUCCCCAGCCCAGAGAACAGCCCCAGUGUCAAAGAGAAGAUGGAGUCCCCCAUUCUCCCUGGUCUGAGCUUCCCUCAACCUGGUCAGCAGGAGCCCCCCAGCGCCCCUUCUCUGUCCCCUUCUUUUGGCAGCACUUGGUCCACCGGAGGCACUAGCAGUGCAGUGGAUGACGGCUAUUUCCAAGGGAUUACCCCUGUGAAUGGAACUAUGCUCUUCCAAAAUUUCCCCCACCAUCACCACGUCAGUCCUGUUUUUGGGGGUACAUUCCCCCCCCAGCUGGGGGUCACACAUCAGACUCAGCAGCAGCAACAGAGGAGGUCACCUGUGAGCCCCAGUACCCAUGCCCCUUACAACCAGAGAAACACUUACAGUCAUCAGGCUAUUCUGACCAACAAGCCCUCCUCCUCACCUUCUUCCUCCAGCUGGAAUAACCAGCAGAAUGCUGGCUGGACCAACCCUUCCAACCCAUGGGGGACCUUGCAGCCUGGAAGAGACCCCCGCAGGGCUGUGGGAGUGGGGGUAGGGGUGGGAGUUGGUGUCCCCUCACCACUCAAUCCCAUCUCCCCAUUGAAAAAACCUUUCUCCAGCAAUGUCAUCGCUCCUCCAAAAUUCCCUCGAGCAUCUCCGCUGACACCCAAACCCUGGGUGGAGGACAACGCAUUCAGGACAGACAAUGGCAAUUCACUACUGCCUUUACAGGAUCGAAAUAGACCCUUUGACUCUUUUAACUUGCACUCUUUGGAGAAUUCCCUUAUGGAUAUGAUAAGGACUGAUCAUGAACCUCUGAAAGCUCGAAUGGGGAUAAAUUUUCAUCACCCAGGAACAGAUAACAUUAUGGCACUCAAUACCAGGAGCUAUGGGCGUAGACGAGGUCGUUCUUCACUCUUUCCCUUUGAAGAUGGCUUCUUAAGUGACAGCCAUGGUGACCAAUCAUUGUCAUCCGGCUUAAGUUCUCCAACACAUUGUCAGAAUGGCGAACGGGUAGAACGCUAUUCGCGGAAGGUGUUUGUCGGAGGAUUGCCCCCUGAUAUUGAUGAAGAUGAAAUCACUGCAAGCUUUCGACGAUUUGGACCUCUAGUAGUGGACUGGCCUCAUAAAGCAGAGAGCAAAUCUUAUUUCCCCCCAAAAGGUUAUGCCUUCCUGCUCUUUCAAGAUGAAAGCUCCGUGCAGGCCCUGAUAGAUGCUUGUUUAGAAGAAGAUGGCAAGCUGUACCUAUGUGUGUCAAGCCCAACUAUCAAGGAUAAACCAGUCCAAAUUCGGCCUUGGAAUCUGAGUGACAGUGAUUUUGUGAUGGAUGGCUCUCAGCCUCUUGACCCACGAAAAACUAUAUUUGUGGGAGGUGUUCCACGGCCCUUAAGAGCUGUUGAGCUUGCAAUGAUCAUGGAUCGUUUAUAUGGAGGCGUGUGCUAUGCCGGUAUUGAUACAGAUCCAGAAUUGAAGUACCCAAAAGGUGCGGGUCGGGUGGCGUUCUCCAAUCAGCAGAGCUAUAUCGCUGCAAUCAGCGCUCGCUUUGUUCAACUCCAGCACAAUGACAUUGAUAAACGGGUGGAAGUGAAGCCAUAUGUGCUGGAUGACCAGAUGUGUGAUGAAUGCCAGGGCACGCGCUGUGGUGGGAAAUUUGCCCCGUUCUUCUGUGCCAACGUUACUUGCUUGCAAUAUUACUGCGAGUACUGCUGGGCUAGCAUCCACUCCCGUGCUGGCAGGGAAUUCCACAAACCACUGGUGAAGGAAGGAGGUGACCGACCACGCCACGUUCCCUUCCGCUGGAGCUGAGCACCUCAGUUGACCUUGGUGCACACGUGGUAGAGAUCGAGGGAAGAAGACAAGGAAGUAUUCUGGAAAAUCUGCUCAUGCUCCUUCGAUCUGCUGAAGAAAUGGUCUUUUAGUUGUUUUGUAUUAUAAUUAUAAUUUACAGUCACCUUACUGAACUUAGUGUCCAGUAUAAUGCAAACCUGCAGAGUGUAUCUGUACUGAUUUUUGCACUUUGAUUUAUAUAAAAAAACCAACCAUCAGCUUGGUACCUUUUAAUUUCCUGCACAGAACUUGUAUCUGUAAACAUCUCAUUAGGCUGGUGCAAAUCCCUCUCCCCGACAGUUAUUGUUGGCGUGAUGAAGAAUUUUUGUCCUACUCUGGAGCAUGCACUUAUCUUUUCUGAUUGACGUACAUUAUACUCCCUCCACCCUUAGAAGAUGACUUACCAAAGGUACCCUACGUCAGUGGAAGAUGUAGCAAAAAUUGUACAACUGCUUGAAACAAAUCUCAUAGAGUACAAUAAUGUGUAACACAGAACCCGUACUGCUAAACUAGCCUACAUCUCCAGUAUUGAUGGGUUUAAAAGAUUUCUUUUUUAUUAUAUAUUUUUGCGUUAAAGAAUUGUUUACUGA